AGCACGGCGGCAGCCGCUGGAUUGAAUUCAAUGGAUCUAACAAAUUGAAUUAUCUGUUAUUUUAUUUGACAUUUAAGUUCUUAUGUUGUUAAUGUAAUAUUUAUUACAAGGCUGAGGGCUGACCAUGAAUCUAGAGCUGCUUGAGUCUUUCGGGCAAAAUUACCCCGAGGAGGCCGAUGGCACCUUGGACUGUAUCAGCAUGGCUCUCACCUGCACGUUCAACCGCUGGGGCACUCUGUUGGCCGUGGGCUGCAAUGACGGCCGCAUUGUCAUCUGGGACUUCCUGACCCGCGGCAUCGCCAAAAUCAUCAGCGCGCACAUACACCCCGUCUGCUCCCUGUGCUGGAGUCGAGACGGCCACAAGCUAGUCAGCGCCUCCACGGACAACAUUGUGUCCCUCUGGGAUGUUCUGACUGGCGACUGCGACCAACGGUUCCGCUUCCCGUCGCCCAUCCUCAAAGUGCAGUUCCACCCACGUGACCAGAACAAAGUUCUGGUGUGUCCGAUGAAGUCUGCUCCAGUAUUGCUCACGCUGUCAGACUCCAAGCAUGUGGUUCUGCCUGUGGAUGAUGACUUGGACCUUAACGUGGUGGCGGCCUUUGACCGGCGGGGCGAGUAUAUUUACACUGGCAAUGCCAAGGGAAAGAUUCUAGUGUUGAAAACGGACACCCAGGACCUGGUGGCUUCAUUUCGAGUGACGACAGGGACCAGUAACACGACUGCCAUCAAGUCCAUAGAGUUUGCACGUAAGGGCAGCUGCUUCCUCAUCAACACGGCGGACCGCAUCAUCCGUGUGUACGACGGCCGGGAGAUCCUGACAUGCGGACGCGACGGAGAGCCGGAACCCAUGCAGAAACUGCAGGACCUGGUGAACAGAACCCCGUGGAAGAGGUGUUGCUUCUCGGGGGAUGGGGAGUAUAUUGUGGCCGGCUCGGCCCGGCAGCAUGCCCUCUACAUCUGGGAGAAGAGCAUCGGGAACCUGGUGAAGAUCCUGCACGGCACCCGGGGAGAGCUUCUGCUGGACGCUGCGUGGCACCCUGUUCGCCCCAUCAUUGCCUCCAUCUCCAGUGGGGUGGUGUCCAUCUGGGCUCAGAAUCAAGUGGAAAACUGGAGCGCAUUUGCCCCUGACUUCAAGGAGCUGGACGAGAAUGUGGAGUAUGAAGAGCGGGAGUCCGAAUUUGACAUUGAGGAUGAGGACAAGAGCGAGCCAGAGCAAACCGGUGCGGACGCUGCAGAGGACGAGGAAGUGGAUGUGACAUCAGUUGACCCCAUUGCAGCCUUCUGCAGCAGUGACGAGGAGCUGGAGGACUUCAAAGCCCUGCUGUACCUGCCCAUCUCCCCGGAGGUGGAGGACCCUGAGGAAAACCCCUUUGGUCCCCCGCCCGACGCUGCCCCUGACGACAGCUCCGCCUACCCAGGGGGCGGAGACAAGAAGCAGCGACAGCCUUCUGCCGAGGGAGCCCCGCCCAAGAAGAAGGCACGCACCACCACCAUCGAGCUGCAGGGAGUGCCCAGCGAUGAAGUGCACCCCCUUCUGGGCGUGAAGGGUGACAGCAAGUCCAAGAAGAAGACAGCAGGGCGACCGAAGGGGUGGAAAGGUAAAGAGAAAGAUUCUUCCUUUAAAGCCAGACUCCUGCAGGGGGACAGGGAUCUCCCUCUGGAAGGCCGAGGAGUUUCAGGGAGCUUGGGGCCACCAGUAUACAAGCAGCAUGAAGUCCAGGGUUUGGACUGAUUGUGGACAGUGAACAUUGCCCCCUAGGGGCAGGACUGAGUUAAUGAACUUUUCGUCCCUGAGACUGGAUGUCACAUGACUACUCACAUUCCCUGUGUGUCUCCCCUCUCUCUGGGACUUCAGCUUCAUUUUUCUGUGCUGUGAUUGGACAAAGGUAUCACACUCAUGCAGGAAGCUGGAAUGUGCAUCACUGAAAGAUACCUGAUCUGUAAGUGCGGCACUCAUGGUCAGUAAAUGUGUUUUUUCCUCAUUAUUGUGUGUAACAUUUGCAUUUGUCUUUCAAACUGCACUGAAAUGCACGCAAGGAAAGCUCUGAAUAA
This is a messenger RNA of Megalops cyprinoides (Indo-Pacific tarpon), 2052 nucleotides long. RefSeq names its product retinoblastoma-binding protein 5-like. Gene Ontology annotation, cellular component: Set1C/COMPASS complex. The transcript is spliced from 14 exons. Lineage: Eukaryota; Metazoa; Chordata; Actinopteri; Elopiformes; Megalopidae. The record is from RefSeq and is a predicted model, not a curated record. Gene Ontology annotation, molecular function: protein binding. Bases 125 to 1732 code for a protein of 535 amino acids.